CUCUUCGACAGCCCACAACAAGCUUCGCCCUUCUUGGGUCCCGAGGCUCAGUCCCCGAGUUUCCGUCAACUUCAUGUUCUACUUGAACCCAUAAUUCGGCAAAUACACUCAUUUGCAUGCCGAUUUGGCUUUGACGAAAUACUCACCGAGGAUAUGAUAAACAAGAGAUCCGCCUGGGUUCUAGUUCAUUACGCCGAGACGGCUCAGUGGUUAGAGCGCGAACGUACUGACCGGAAGGUUCGUCGUUCGAACCCCACCUCUGCCUCUCAACUUCUCCUGUCUAGGUUUGGGCAACUUGGCAGUAUCCAAGCCUUCGUGGUUCCUUCUGGUGACAAGGCUGCCAGGCACCGAAAAGGUGCUACAGCUGAACGACUUCGAUUUUUCUUCGCAUUACGCUGUCAAAGCAUUCAAUCAAAACAGGUUCCAAAUACACUUAUUUGCAAACUAAUUCGGUUUCGCAAGAGACUCACCUGGAACCCAGCUGAAUCUCUCGCUUGUGACGUUUCCAGGCAACUGAGUGUGCUGCGCCAGGCCGCCUCAUGUUUCAGUCGCUACGAUAUUCGAGAUAUCGCGAUACAUGGACACUCG
This is a messenger RNA of Opisthorchis viverrini, 588 nucleotides long. RefSeq lists its product as hypothetical. The transcript has 3 exons. The record is from RefSeq and is a predicted model, not a curated record. The annotation marks the transcript as partial. Lineage: Eukaryota; Metazoa; Platyhelminthes; Trematoda; Opisthorchiida; Opisthorchiidae.